UCCGUCAUUGUUAGCACGAAAAGGCCAAUUUGAGCUUCAUCAUCUAUUCUGAUAUUCAUGACGCUUGAUUCAACUUUGGAUCCGAUCACCUACCAGAGUUUCCUGCAGAAUCCAACAGAUAUCUGGCUGCCACCGACAGCCAAAUCUAAUGACAUUUGAAAAGAUCUUACUAGAUUUAUGUGUUUUCCAUGUCCCCGUCGAAUAUAAAAAUAGCUGGCUUUGUUUCCGACUUCUCGGAGGGCACAGGAGAAACCAAACUAGCAUGAUCGGUGGUUCUUUUAUUUUAAUCGAAGAAAAUGUUUUUCUUUUCUUUAUUCAGACGAUCUUUUUUUUUCCCCGGCAGAUUUUUUUUUUCUCCUGUAAAGUUGCAUUAAAGAGGACUGGAUUUGCCAACUGCAGAAAUCUCGAUUCAGAGCGUUCAAAUUUUUGAGAUUAUAUAUAGACAAGUAGACGGCCUGCAAACGCGUCUCCACUCGGAAACUCAACAACUCUUGCUUCCAGAGAAUCCACCAUGAGCAGCAGUAUUAAGCCGCAUGUCCUUGUGAUCCCCUUUCCAUUACAAGGUCAUAUCAUGCCCUUAAUGGAGCUCUCCCAUCGCCUGGCCGGCCGGGACUUCCCAGUUACCUUCGUCAACACCGAGCACAUUCACGAGCGACUGAUGGCGGCAGCACGCCAUCGAAAGCCCUCUUCCGACGAUUUCGCCGGAAAAGUGAAGAUGGUUGCCGUUCCUGAUGGAUGGCCUAGUGGGGAUGACCGGACCAAGUUCGGCACGUUCUGCCAUGUUAUGUUGAAGGAGAUGCCGGGGCACCUGGAGAACCUGAUUCUCGACAUCAACCGCAGAGACGACCGGAAGAUCACUUGCGUGAUCGCAGAUGCGCAUAUGCCGUGGGCGCUCGAGGUAGCCGAGAAGCUAAGCAUUAGGAGGGUGGCCUUCUGGCCGGCAUCUGCUGCUACCUUCUCAGUCAUGGCCAGUAUUCCCCGGCUUUUGGAAGAACGAGUCAUAGAUUCGAACGGAUUUCUGAUAGACAAGAGGCAUGUACAUUUAUCAGACACAAUGCCAGCCAUUGACCCUGCUUUAUUUGGCUGGCUUAAUAUCGGAAAGGAAGAUGAGAAGGAGAUGUUUCAGUAUCUUCUAAUAUGCCUUCAAUCAGUUCAGGACGAUCUUAUCUUAUGCAAUUCCUUUCCUGAGAUCGAAUUCCCGGCUAUCAACCUCAUGAAAAAUCUCAUGCCAAUUGGGCCUCUGCUAUCACACAACAACAUGCAGUUUCCCAUGCUGUGGACAGAAGAUUCAAGCUGUCUUGGUUGGCUUGACCGGCAACCAGCUCGCUCAGUCAUAUAUGUUUCAUUUGGUAGCAUCACCUUACUGAACCAGCACCAACUUCAUGAGCUCGCUCAUGGACUCGAGCUCACCGGCAGGCCAUUCCUCUGGGUCUCUAGGCCCGACCUCAUGGAUGGAUCGCCCGCGAUCUACCCAGAUGGGUUCGCCGGAAUUGUAGCCGCCGGUCACGGCUGCAUGGUUGAGUGGGCUCCCCAGAAGGAAGUGUUGUCUCAUCCUUCCAUUGCUUGCUUCUUAACUCACUGCGGGUGGAACUCAACCAUGGAAGGCCUGUAUAAUGGCCUUCCCUUCCUAUGUUGGUCAUACUUUGCUGACCAACACUUAAAUGAGUACUUCAUAGUUGAAGUGUGGAAGGUGGGACUGAGGGUGUCAAAGGACAAGGAUGGAAUCGUUAGGAAAGAAGAAAUCAAGGACAAGCUUGAGAAGCUGCUGCAUGAUGAAAGAAUAAGGAUGAGGGCGAUGGAGCUGAAGGACAUGGCAAGGAAGAAUGAGAUGGAUGGUGGUGAUUCCUCAAAGAACUUUACUACUUUUGCUGAUCUCAUCAGCUAAAAAAGAACUAUUUUGUAUGGUUUUUUUUUUUUUUGGUUAACAAUAUUCCGCACUUUUCGACAAUGAAUUUUACAUCCCGUGUGGGGUGGAGGCAGGUGAGGGCCAUGUGUGGGCAACCUUAAAACUUCUUAUUUCUAUAUUAAUAUUUGUGACUUGUUUUUCUCAUUUA
Molecule: messenger RNA, 2054 nt
Organism: Nymphaea colorata (pocket water lily)
Lineage: Eukaryota; Viridiplantae; Streptophyta; Magnoliopsida; Nymphaeales; Nymphaeaceae
Product: UDP-glycosyltransferase 83A1-like
Exons: 2
Coding region: 512-1885 (457 amino acids)
Molecular function (GO): UDP-glycosyltransferase activity
Source: RefSeq, a predicted model, not a curated record